GGAAGCCGCAAGUGCUAGUGUAACUGGCCUUUCUACCCCAUACACUAUGACACCACCUAUUGCCCAAGGAACAAUGCCACAAUGUGAUGCAAUAUAUUCCUUUUACCAAAGCUUAACCAGAAGGAAAGUUGUGACCCUAGAAGAAACUGAAGGAUCUGGUCUAUGCCGCUGCCUCUCCUCUCUGGACCUGGUGGCUCUGGGUGUGGGAAGCACAUUAGGUGCUGGAGUUUAUGUCCUAGCAGGAGAAGUGGCAAAGGUGGAUUCUGGUCCUAGCAUUAUUAUCUCCUUCCUAAUUGCAGCCCUUGCGUCGGUGCUAGCUGGUCUCUGCUAUGCUGAAUUUGGUGCUCGGGUACCUCUUACCGGAUCUGCCUAUUUGUAUAGUUAUGUGACUGUCGGAGAGCUGUGGGCCUUCAUCACAGGAUGGAAUUUAAUACUCUCCUAUAUAAUAGGGACCUCCAGUGUUGCCCGUGCUUGGAGUGCCACAUUUGAUGAGCUUACAGGAAAGAAAAUAGGACAUUUCUUUAGCCGUUCAAUGCCCAUGGGACUGACUGGACUGGCAGAGUAUCCUGAUAUAUUUGCAGUGUGCCUCAUAAUACUUCUUGCAGGCUUGCUUUCCUUUGGUGUAAAAGAGUCAACUACAGUCAACAAAGUCUUCACAGCUAUUAACAUUUUGGUCUUGGUAUUUGUUAUCAUUACUGGGUGCAUAAAGGGGAAUCUGAAAAACUGGUCCCUCACAAAGGAAGAUCUGAUGGAGACUUCUCGGCGAAUGAGUAACACCUCUAUAGGUGCCAACACAACAGAAGAUUUUGGCAUUGGUGGAUUCAUGCCCUUUGGCUUUAGAGGAACUCUGUCUGGUGCAGCCACCUGCUUUUAUGCCUUUGUUGGAUUUGACUGCAUUGCCACUACAGGCGAAGAAGUAAAAAAUCCUCAGAAAUCCAUCCCACUUGGUAUUGUAACCUCUCUACUCAUUUGCUUCCUGGCCUAUUUUGGAGUCUCUGCUUCUCUCACUCUCAUGAUGCCAUAUCAUCUGCUGGACUCCCAAAGCCCACUUCCUGUUGCGUUUGAAUACAUUGGUUGGAGUGUGGCAAAAUAUGUAGUUGCAGUUGGUUCACUCUGUGCCUUAACCACAAGCCUCUUAGGAUCCAUGUUCCCAAUGCCUCGAAUUCUCUUUGCCAUGGCCAGAGAUGGAUUACUUUUUCAGCCACUUUCCAGGGUCAGUAGCCGACAGAGUCCAGUAGUAGCCACCAUGAUAUCAGGCACUAUAGCAGCUAUUAUGGCAUUUCUAUUUGACUUGAAAGCCCUUGUUGACAUGAUGUCUAUUGGAACUCUACUGGCCUACACAUUGGUGUCAUCAUGUGUCUUACUGCUGAGAUAUCAGCAAGAUCCAGAAGACAUGAUUACCACUAAUGGAAGCCCCCAGAACCCAAAACCUAGUUAUUUAACAAAUCCAUCAAAAUCUUCAUCAGAAAUUAAUUCCACCUUGGUGACACGCAGCGUUAUUGCUAUAACUUUGCUGGUCUGUAUUGCCAGUGUGGUAUCAACAGCAGGGUCCCAGUGUGUAUUGUCAGGCAGAGCCUGGUGCAUCACUAUUCUUGUGCUAACACUUUUGGGAAUAUUAGUGGCAACACUAAUUAUAUGGAGACAGCCACAAAAUCAAAGAAAAGCUGCAUUCAUGGUUCCCUUUCUCCCAUUUCUGCCAAUACUUAGCAUCCUGGUUAACAUAUAUUUAAUGGUGCAACUGAGCGCAGACACGUGGCUCCGUUAUGCAGUCUGGAUGGCACUGGGAUUUCUUAUCUACUUUGGCUAUGGAAUGCAUCACAGCGUUGAGAGGCUGCAGACCACAGAUGUCCCCAUACAGACAGAAGAUAGCAACACAGUUGAAAUGGGAAGUAAAGAACGGUUCUUUGAAGUGAAUCUUGGGCAAUAAAACAUGCCCCAUGGAAACAAAGAGGUGGUGGGGGAGAAGCCCUCCCCCCAAAAAAACACCAAACAAACAAAAAAAGAAGAAUCUUGAUUAAAAUGGGGACAUUUUAUCCACAUUAGGUGUAAGAAAUCUCAUGUCUUGUAACAAGUUUACUUACUAUGAGUUAGAAGCUACUGUAUGUAGCAUUGUCCUUGUGUUG
Messenger RNA from Bombina bombina (fire-bellied toad), 2123 nucleotides. RefSeq names its product cationic amino acid transporter 2. Gene Ontology annotation, biological process: amino acid transport; transmembrane transport. The coding region runs from base 47 to 1927 and encodes 626 amino acids. Gene Ontology annotation, cellular component: plasma membrane. NCBI's taxonomy places the organism in Eukaryota, Metazoa, Chordata, Amphibia, Anura, Bombinatoridae. The transcript is spliced from 12 exons. Gene Ontology annotation, molecular function: amino acid transmembrane transporter activity. The record is from RefSeq and is a predicted model, not a curated record.